Molecule: messenger RNA, 180 nt
Organism: Alternaria hordeiaustralica
Lineage: Eukaryota; Fungi; Ascomycota; Dothideomycetes; Pleosporales; Pleosporaceae
Exons: 2
Coding region: 1-180 (59 amino acids)
Source: RefSeq, a predicted model, not a curated record
AUGUCCACGGAUCAUGAUACCGAGACAGAUCGCAGCACCACCGAAGACGGAUUCGAUGAUUCAGACCGGUCCACAGACGAAGAUGAAGACGAUGACGAGGACGAAGAUGACGACGAAGACGAUGACGAAGAUGAAGACGAAGAUGACGACCAUGACAAUGACGCAAUGGACGAGGCAUAG